UUGUGUUCUUUCCUCUUAACCUGGGUAUUGCCAAAUUCAGGAACUAGACAGAGUUCUGUACUUGCUAAGGCUGGCAGCAAAAAGACCAGCUGAAGAAUGCCGUGGCUCGGUGGGCCUGGGUCAGACUUCACCUGCCCCAGGGAGAGAGAAGCAGCCACCUGAUCCAUGAAGGGCAGAAGUGAGCUGAACCACCUUUGCAGGGGAACGUGGCUUCUUGCACAGGAAGUGCAGCAUUGGCAUACAGUAGCUUCUCGCGGUAGUGUGGACCAGGCCUGCUGCCCUCCUCUGACUCCAGGGACCUCUGGGGGAGCUGGGUCCCUUACUGGCUGGAGAGCAUCAGCGUGAAGGCUACAGGCAGCUGAGAACCGGAGGGACACACCCUGCUGGUAAGUGCAAGUGCCCGGGCCAUCAGUCAACGUGGCAGGCCCUGUGCAGACUUCAGCCAAGUGCGCAGGAGGAGAGAGUCCAGAAUCUCAGGGCAAGAGGAGGGCUGGUUGGAGAGCAGAACUUGGGUGAAUAUUUUCCUGAACAAUAUGACUUCUCACACCUGAAAUUAUUUUAAGUGCUCAAAAAAACAAGGGACACAGUCAUUGGAGGAGGCCUACCCUAACAACCUCAUUUUAAAGGCUCAGUCUCCAAAUACAGUCACGCUCUGAGCUCAUGCCCGUGGGGCUCUGCCAGGAGGAAGCUGGGGGCAGGACCCACGCCAGGAGGUGGCUGGCACAGUAUGGAGCGCCCGAGCAGGAUGGAGUUCUUCCAGAAGUUGGGCUACAGCCGGGAGGAUGUGUUCAGGGUGCUGGGCAAGCUGGGAGAUGGUGCCCUGGUCAAUGACGUGUUGCAGGAACUGAUCCAGACGGGCAGCCGCCCUGGGGCCCAGGAGAGCCCUGCCAGCAGCACUGGGCCUCUGCUCGUUCCCCGGGGCUCCUGUGGAGUCCCAGACUCUGCCCAGGGGGGCUUGAGGUCAGCCCUAGAAGAGGACUGUGGAGACUUGGCCAGCUCCCUGCGUCCCAUAGUGAUCGACGGCAGCAACGUGGCAAUGAGCCAUGGAAAUAAAGAAGCCUUCUCUUGCCGGGGAAUCCAGCUGGCUGUGGACUGGUUCAGGGAGAGAGGUCACACCUACAUCAAGGUUUUUGUCCCAUCCUGGAGGAAAGAGCCAUCACGAUCUGACACCCCUAUCAGAGAGCAGCACGUCCUGGAGGAACUGGAGCGACAGGCAGUGCUGGUUUACACCCCGUCCCGCAAGGUGAACGGCAAGCGGGUGGUCUGCUAUGACGACCGCUACAUAGUAAAGGUGGCCUACGAGAAGGAUGGCAUCAUCGUCUCCAAUGACAACUACCGUGACCUGCAGAAUGAGAACCCAGAGUGGAAGUGGUUUAUUGAGCAGAGGCUACUCAUGUUCUCCUUUGUCAAUGAUAGAUUUAUGCCUCCUGAUGACCCCCUGGGCCGACGUGGACCCACUCUGAGCAACUUCCUGAGCAGGAAGCCGAGGCCUCCAGAGCCAUCCUGGCAGCACUGCCCCUAUGGCAAGAAAUGCACCUACGGCAUCAAGUGCAAGUUCUACCACCCUGAGAGGCCGCACCACGCGCAGCUGGCUGUGGCUGAUGAGCUCCGGGCCAAGACGCGGGCCUGGCCCGGCGGGGGCGCCGAGGAGCCGCGGCCGCCGAGCGCCCGGGGCGGCCCCGCAGCAGCCCGGCCGCUCCCCCGGGAACCCGGCGCGCACUGCCUCCCGCGGGCGCCGGGGGCCGCGGACCUGGCCGCCCUGCGCGCGAGCUUUUCGAGGCUGCCGUUCAGCGACGACCCCGCCGGCGGCUUCGCGCUCGAGCCUCGCGGUUCUGACUGGGCGCCCGGGCCCUCCUCCUCGCCGGCGGGCAUCUCUGCCACCCCGGGGCCUCCCGGCCCUGGGGCGCUGGCGCCGGGCCUGCGCAGCCUCCCAGGACCGCAGAGCCCCUUCGUCCCCGGCGACCUCCCGUCGCCGCAAGUUCAGCCGCGGGGCGCACUUGGGCCCAGGGACCUGCGCGGUGACCUGCUUCCCCAGCGCAGACCUCCCGACGACCCGUGGGUCGGUCUGUCCGGAUCCGAGCACUUUCUGGGUGGCUCGGUCUGGGCGGAGCCGUCCUGGGGCGACGGCGCCUUUGGGGGAACUCUGGGGUCUGCUCACAGGGCCGUGGACAGAGAGGUGGACGCUCGCGCCCAUGAGCGCACUGCGCUCUGUAGCGUCUUCCCUCCGGACCAGGUGGACAGCGUGAUGGCGUCCUUCCCCGCCCUCUUCGACCUGGCCAGGAUCAUCCUUCUCAUGCAGCGAUCCCAAAGGGCUGACGCGCGAUUGGGAAACCCCUAAGGGACCCAUCCACGGCGCGGAAUGGCCUUGCCGCUUGGGCUGGUGAACAAACAGCUGCCAGCCUGGGCCUGAGCAGCCCCCUCCCCUGCCAUCGGGUAAAAUGGUCAGGGGAGCGUGCUUCCCGCUGCUCACUUGAGGAUUGUCACUGAGGUCUGGGCCUGCAGUGUGGAGGGAGUGGUUUCUGAUGUGCUUGGAAGACUGCAGGUUUUACUGCAGCUCCAGUGCUUUGUCCAAGACAAAGCGUUUGUUUUUCGUUUGUUUGUUUUGGAUACUGGGGAUUGAAACCAGCCACUGAGCUAUACCCCCAACCCUUUUUAAAAUGUGGAGACUUGAGUCUCGUUAAACCACCUAGGAUAGAACUUGUGAUCCCCUGGCUCAGCCUCUGGGGUUGCAGAGAUUACAGGGCUGCGUCACCACACCAAGCUCUAAACAAAGCUGUGUUUGUGUCUCAGUAGAAAGGGUGUCCACAAGUGGGUCACCACCACACACAGACAGCAGAAUAGGAACUAUCAUAGACAAUCCAUGUACUCAGACUGCGUAUCAACUCUCUUUAAUGUGUAAACUUAGUUUGGGUCAUGGUCAAAAGUUUGAUAGAGACUCGUAAAGAAUCUUGCAUUUCACUGCCUCAAGAAAUGUUUGAAAGAUGUAGUCAGGUGGCCUGGGGAGGUUCUGCUAUCUGGAAGUUGGCUAUUGCUAACCUCCCUCACAAGGGGAACCUAGCCUUGUGUGGCUGGGCUGGGCUAAGGUGUAUGUGAUCCUGAGGGUCUGCUCAUGAGGACUUCACCCGCUUUCCACACACAUAUCACACCAAGCAUCACACUCAAAUAUAACACAUCUCACACACACACACACACACACACAUACACACACACAUUGCUUCACUCAGGGUUUUGCCUCUGUUUUUUUUUUUUUUUCAGUCAUCCAUCAUGGUAGUUUCCAGAACAAGCCCUUCUAAGCCACACUUAAAAUAAACAGGUGUCCAAGAAUCAGGCUUUUUUUUUUUUUUCCUCAAAAGCCUCCAGGUGAGUCAGUGGAGAGCUGGGCUCUCCUGGAGGUUUAUACCACUUCCCACUUGUGUUGCUUCUUCAGGUUGCUACUGCUCUGGGGCUUAGGGGAAAGAGGCCCACCUGUUAGCUAGAGACAAGAAAUGAGACAGUGCCACUAGACCUGGACGCCUGCAUCCUCAGGGGCCCUGGCAUUGCCGGGUGGCACCCACCCAUUCUGUACAGUGGCAGCUCUCCAGGUUGUGCAUUUGCAGACUUGGUAACUCAGCCAUCCAGAGAGCAGGUGAGGCACCCGCCGGUGGAGAUCCAGUCCCCAACACCUGCAAGUUCCUGCUAUCUGGCACACACACUGGGAAACUCUUUCUGGUGGAUUUCUAGGUUAUUAUAAGCCCUCUCAUUUAUGGUAAACGCUGCUCUGUGGAGAUAUAAGCAAUGUUAUGCCUUCCUGUGAUUUCUUCCUCUUUUUAAGUCAGAUUCUCAGGGAUCCUGAGGCUGGAGGAAUGCAUGUUUGAAGCAUCUGCGAUGACUUAGCUAGACUCUGUCUCAAAUUUUAAAAAUGGGCUAGGGAUGCAGUUCAAUGGCAGGGUACAUGCCUAGCAGGCAUAAGGUCUCUGGUUCAAUCCCCAGUGCUGAAACAACCAAAUAAACAAGGAAAAAUAAACAAGCAAACAAAAAUCAGAUUCUCAGUAUGGUUUCAGCCAGAUCUGUCCCCUACCUCUUUUUCCCAGUGGACGCUGCACCUGCAGUGUUGCUUUAUCAUCCUGUAUCAUUCAAAUUUUCCUCACAAUGGACAAGAUAAGCUCAGUGUUAGAGCUGCUUUGUGUUUCCCUGGCUUUUGAUGGGGAAUCACUGCAUUGCUAAUUUACAGUUGGGAAUGUUUAAGUUGCUUCCUAUGAGGAUAUGUUUGAGUUUUAGUAAGCUGUAAAGCUAUUUUCCUUGGUUUGCUGUGAUUAAGACAAAUAAAAAAAAAAAGUGAAGAAACAGCACAUUUCAAGUGUAAUCCCCUUUGGAAAAUUUCCAAAGUCUUAGUAUGUCUUUGUGACACAAAAACACGGAUGGGGCCGGUAAAUGGAAUGUUCCUAGUUGCAUAGCUGUUACUGUGUUCCAGAAAUAAAUCACUUUUACCACACCUGGA
Molecule: messenger RNA, 4477 nt
Organism: Marmota monax (woodchuck)
Lineage: Eukaryota; Metazoa; Chordata; Mammalia; Rodentia; Sciuridae
Gene: Zc3h12d
Product: zinc finger CCCH-type containing 12D
Exons: 8
Coding region: 728-2338 (536 amino acids)
Biological process (GO): 3'-UTR-mediated mRNA destabilization; nuclear-transcribed mRNA catabolic process, RNase MRP-dependent
Cellular component (GO): nucleus; cytoplasmic ribonucleoprotein granule
Molecular function (GO): mRNA binding; metal ion binding; RNA endonuclease activity
Source: RefSeq, a predicted model, not a curated record